This is a messenger RNA of Sorghum bicolor (sorghum), 4677 nucleotides long. Its product is annotated as protein argonaute MEL1. Gene Ontology annotation, biological process: regulatory ncRNA-mediated post-transcriptional gene silencing. Gene Ontology annotation, molecular function: RNA binding; protein binding. Lineage: Eukaryota; Viridiplantae; Streptophyta; Magnoliopsida; Poales; Poaceae. The record is from RefSeq and is a predicted model, not a curated record. The transcript has 20 exons. Gene Ontology annotation, cellular component: cytoplasm. The coding region runs from base 1 to 3918 and encodes 1305 amino acids.
AUGUCUUACCGCGGCGGCGGCCGGCGAGGCCGCCGCGGCGACACCCACGGGAGAGGAGGAGGAGGCUCCAACGUGUGGCCGCCCCCUUCCACCCCGCGCCCGGUGGCGGCGCAGAACCAGGUCACGGUGGUCUACCGCGGACCCCUGCUGGUUUUGCGGCACCAGGGCGCGACCGGGGUGCUGCCGGUGGCGGCUGCGCCGUCUUCCACUCCGGCGCCUCCACACCAGCCGGCCCUGAAGAGCGCCUCCACGCCGGCGUCCGAGCCGGCCUCGGCUGCCUCCUCCGCGCUGUCGCCCGCGGUCCUGGCGAAGGAGGUGGUGCGGAAGAACGCCUUCGUUUCCAAGACCGCGCUGGCGCCGUCCGCGGCUGCUGCUGCUGCUGCUGCUGCGGCGGCGGCCAUGGCGGCAGCGCAGGGGACGGCUGCUGCCGGCGCGGACGACGCGUCGGAUCUCGACCUGUCGCCGGUCUCCAAGAAGGGGCUCGCGCACCCCGCUAGGCCGGGCCGCCUCGCCACCGUGGGGAAGAAGGUGAUGAUCCGCGCGAACCACUUCCUCGUCAACGUCGCCGACAACAACUUGUUCCACUAUGAUGUGGCUAUUAAUCCUGAGUCAAAGUCAAGACAAACCAACAGGGAAGUUCUGAAUGAACUUAUCAAGUUGCAUGGGAAGACAGCUCUGGGUGGUGCCUAUGAUGGAAGGAAGAGUCUUUAUACUGCUGGUUCACUUCCUUUUGAAUCAGAGGAGUUUGUGGUUACGCUGGUUGAUCCAGAAAAGAAGGACAAAGAAAGGGCGGAGAGGGAGUACAGAAUCACAAUUCGUAUCGCUGGGAGAACAGAUUUCUACCACCUUCAGCAGUUUCUGCGCGGAAGGCAGAGAGAUAUGCCUCAAGAAACCAUACAAGUACUUGAUGUUGUCCUCAGGGAGUCGCCAUCUUGGAAUUAUGUCACAGUGUCCAGAUCCUUUUUCUCUACUACUUUUGGCCACCGAGGCGACAUUGGCGACAGGCUUGAGUGUUGGAGGGGUUACUACCAAAGCCUGCGCCCGACACAAAUGGGGCUUUCACUGAAUAUAGACAUAUCAGCAACAUCCUUUUUUAAGCCUGUGUCAGUUAUCAAAUUUGUGGAGGAGUACCUGAACAUGCGUGAUACAUCUCGGCCUUUGUCGGACAGAGAUCGUGUGAAGAUAAAGAAAGCAUUACGUGGAGUUCGCAUUGAAACAACCCACCAACAGGAUCAAAUCAGAAGAUACAAGAUAACAGGGGUUACUUCCAUCCCUAUGAGCCAGCUGAUAUUUCCUGUUGAUGAUAAAGGAACAAGAAAGACUGUUGUGCAGUACUUCUGGGACAAAUACAACUACAGCUUGAAGCAUGGUUCUUGGCCUUGUCUUCAGGCUGGCAGUGAUUCACGACCUGUAUAUUUGCCUAUGGAGGUUUGCAAAAUUCUGGAAGGGCAGAGAUACUCUAAGAAGCUUAAUGACAGACAAGUGACCAACAUACUUAGAGCAACAUGUAAACGUCCCCAGGAGAGGGAGCAGAGCAUACAUGAUAUGGUUCUGCAUAACAAGUAUGCAGAUGAUAGGUUUGCUCAGGAGUUUGGCAUCAAAGUUAGCAGUGAUCUAGUGACUGUUCCAGCCCGUGUGCUGCCUCCACCCCUGUUGAAAUAUCAUGAGUCUGGUAGGGAGAAAACCUGUGCGCUAAGUGUUGGACAAUGGAACAUGAUCAAUAAGAAAAUGAUCAACGGGGGAACUAUUGAUAACUGGACUUGUUUGAACUUUUCACGCAUGCGACCUGAUGAGGUACAGAGGUUCUGUAUGGAUCUGAUUCAUAUGUGCAAUGCAACUGGAAUGGUUGUCAAUCCACGUCCAUUUGUUGAUGUCAAAUCUGCAGCUCCCAACUAUAUAGAGAAUGCUUUGAGAGAUGUACACAGGAGAGCCACACAAAUGCUUGCCCAACAAGGAGUGGGAAAUCAGCUGCAGCUUCUGAUCGUAAUUCUGCCUGAUGUAAAAUCAAAAGAGUCUGUGAGACUGACAUUGGAGUUGUAUCUCAGUGUUGCUUGCCAAAGCAUGCUAGCAGGCCAAACAAGCAAUAUUUGGAAAAUGUUGCACUCAAAAUCAAUGUCAAGGUUGGUGGGCGCAACACGGUUCUUGAGCGAGCCUUUGUACGCAAUGGCAUACCCUUUGUGUCAGAAGUCCCAACAAUCAUCUUUGGUGCAGAUGUCACAUCCCCCCCCAGCAGGAGAGGACUCUGCCUCAUCCAUUGCUGCUGUGGUGGCAUCAAUGGACUGGUCAGAAAUCACCAAGUAUAGAGGCCUUGUUUCUGCUCAACCACAUCGGCAAGAGAUAAUAGAAGAUUUGUUUACUGUCACUAAGGAUCCGCACAAGAGGCACAAUGUUAAUAAUGGCAUGAUCCCCUAUGCUUUCUCUUGUGCACACAAGAAAGGAUCACAUUAUUUGAUUAAGAGAAAAUUUGGCUAUGCUUUGUCACGAAGUAAAAUCAAAAGAGUCUGUGAGACUGACAUUGGAAUUGUAUCUCAAUGUUGCUUGAUGAAGCAUGAUUGCAGGCCAAACAAGAUUUUUUUGGAAAAUAUUUCACUCAAAAACAAUGCCAAGGUGGUGGCAUCAAUGGACUGGCCAGAAAUCACAAACUGCACUGAUUCAGAUCAGGAUUGGCACAGUUCUCAUGAUGAAACAUCCCAAGAAUGUAUAAGGGUCAAUGUUAUUCUCCUUACAACAAAGGUUGAAGUUAUUGUUAAGAAGUAUUCUACUGUGGAGUAUGUUGCUAACCAUGCAAUGAGAGGCAUUGGUGCUAAGUUCACCGAUGUUUACUUUUUGUGUGACAAUAGAAGUAUAGAUGCAGGCACUCAUUUAGGCCAGUCAUGCACAUUGGAGUGCCGGCACCGAUUAAGAGGUGGCCAGAUAUCCGCCCCUAAGAGAUUUAGUGAAUUCCUUAAGGAAGAGCAACAAAAAAGCAAUUGGCAUGAGAUUGUUGAUAUACCAUAUGAUCUACAGAGGCCUCCAGAGUUUCUGGACAAAGUUGUUGGUCUAGGUGAUCCAUCUCAAUGGGCAUUUUCUAUGUUAGUUGAGGCACUAGAAAGGACUCACAAUGCCGGCCACAGUUAUAGGGGGGUGUUCAGUAUUGAUGACCUCUGGUAUAUACCAGAUUUUGAUUGUGUUGAGAUUAGAAAGAAGAGUGAAAAGUGCCUUGAUCAGAAAAAUUAUAUCUUAGACCUUUUUGUUAUUGUUUCUAUUAUUGAGAUGCACUUUUUGUUAGUAGAAUGGGACUUAAGCUACAAGUAUCCUAUGUAUCUAGACCGUCUAGUUAAGUGGAUACAUGACCUAAAAGAGACUGGUACCGAGUAUCUCUCAAAGGUCCAGAGAGCAGUUGUUUUUCUAAACCCUGCUGGAUGGUCAGCUGCUAAAAGGAUCCAGCUAUUUGAUUCGCUCAUGAUACAUUACCAUAAGUUAGAGCUGUUCAAUGAUCGUCAGAAUUUUAGGGCUGCUCUUGGCCAGGGUUCCUCUGACUCACAAUAUUCCUGGAAAUAUAAUCUUUCAGAAGAAAUGAUGAACUGUAUGGGAACUCAAAAGAUUUAUCGGGAUGAUUAUUUUGGACUGUUGGACUUUACAAGAUGCUUCUUUACACAUAUGGAGCGCAUAAUCGGGUCUGAGAAACAAGCAGAUGCCGCAAUAUACCUUCUUGCAAAGGACCAAAUUAUCCGGUUAUUAAAUUUACUGCUCAUCAAAUAUCAGCCCACGACUGGGGCCUUGCCAGCUGUGGGAACAUCGUCUGCUAGUAUUGCCAUACACCAUUCAGCUGGAGGCUCUGUAACCACCAGACAGUGCAGUGAACUCUCUCGGAUUCCCAGAGUCAACACUCUUGAAGUAUUUCAUUACUUUGGGUUUCGUUCAAACCCUUCGAGCUGAUCUCCGAUGGGUGUAUCUCAGAGGUCGGGGCUAAGGCCCCACCAGUUUUCCUCAAAAAAGAAUCUUGAAGACACCUUAGAGAACUCCUGACGAUGAAGGUGUUUCGGACAGACGGACACGAACUUGUAGCCUGCAACCUCUACACGAGUCUCCCAACGGAAACAGUAGAUGUAGCACUCUAUCGCAUCUUGUGGUUGUCGGUGUUCCAACUUCUGAACUCCCAGAUGGAAUCGGUGUUGGAGCCUUGCUCUUUCGCUUCUGCCACCAAGGCGGCCUUUGCUUUCCAUUCUCUUCCUCUUGUCUUCCCUUUUGCCUUUCACUGUGUUCUGCGUCAAAAGAAUAGCAGUCUUCGAGUUCAUGCACAUUUGCUAUGUGCGAAGCAUGUCGAGAUUUUAACAGCGGCUGCUGCAGCCUGCAGCUCCGAAAGACCGGACACUUGGUAACUAAUCGAACCGCCAGAUCGCACUUGUGGUAACUAAUCUGAAUGGAAAUGCUCUCGUUCUACUAAAGUUUUUUGAAAUGUUUUCUUUUUUCGUUUUUCCAAAGUAACAUUGUUAUUAAAUUUUAAUGAAGUCCAGUAGGGGGCAACUUUUUCUCAAAAUUAUGGCUAGACAGCUAGGUUGUCAAUUGAAUGAAGGGCUUCAAGGGCCAACCUCUAAGCUGGAGGAGAGAUCAUGGAUCAGGCUGCAUGCGCAUCAGAUUCAUCCCACCCAUGAAAUCACUCCAUAAUGAAACUGCCAAGAGCUUAUAAUCCAGAUA